Fusarium pseudograminearum CS3096 is the source of this 2394-nucleotide messenger RNA. RefSeq lists its product as uncharacterized. The transcript has a single exon. NCBI's taxonomy places the organism in Eukaryota, Fungi, Ascomycota, Sordariomycetes, Hypocreales, Nectriaceae. The record is from RefSeq and is a predicted model, not a curated record. The coding region runs from base 1 to 2394 and encodes 797 amino acids. Gene Ontology annotation, molecular function: beta-glucosidase activity.
AUGUCUGCCCACGCAGCAGUCGAUCUCUCAGAUGCAGCCCUGGGCGGUCCAAUUCGAAUAAAAGACGACCACUUCAUCGACGCUUACGGACGCGUCAUCUUCCUCCGUGGCCUCAACCUCUCAGGCGCCUCUAAACUGCCCACUGAGCCGAAUGGCCUGUCUCACCUUGACCACGGCUUUUACGAAAGCCACCGCACCGUGACAUUUGUAGGAAGGCCUUUUCCUCUCGAAGAUGCUCCGCUACAUUUUAGACGGCUUCAGGCUUGGGGUACACCCUUUGUAAGGUUGCUCGUUACAUGGGAGUCCCUUGGUCAUGCGGGGCCUGAUCCAGAGGAUCUGGACCUCGAGUAUAUCGCCUACCUGCGCCAAUUGAUUGAGAUGAUGCCGCAGUAUGGUAUCAAGUGCUUUAUCUGCGCCCAUCAAGAUGUUUGGAGCCGGUAUAGUGGUGGUAGUGGUGCGCCCGGCUGGACGUUUGAGGUAGUCGGCCUGGACAUUGAAGCAUUCACUGAUACGGGCGCUGCCUACGUUCACAGCCAAGACGAAAAGAAGCGCGCAAGCGAACCCGUCAAUCCUAAAGAGCCAGGAGGUCCUUUCCUUUGGCCGUCGGGAUACCAGAAGCUUGCGGCGUCUACAAUGGCUACUAUCUUCUGGGCAGGCGAUGCUUUGGCCCCCAAUCUUAAAUGCUAUCGCAAGCCAGGAGACACCGAGCAAGUCUCUGUCCAAACACUACUCCAAGACGCCUGUGUUGAAGCUUUCGGACGUCUCGCCGACGAGGUAGGUCAUCUCGAAGCGUGCAUGGGCUUUGAACCUAUGAACGAACCCCAUCGCGGUCUGGUCAACCUGCAUCAUUUCCACUCAUGGAACUACGACACCGAUCUACACAUUGGCCACUGUCCCUCUCUUGCCCAGUCACUCGCCCUCGGAAGUGGCUAUGCACAAGACGUCAAUUACUGGGUCAAAUCAUGGCCAUGGCCAAGUCGUGCUUCCCACAAGUCUCGUAUUGACCCCAAGGGUCGCUCAGCAUGGCUGUCGCUGGAUUCGAAGCCGACAGGUAAUGGACGAGGCCUUGGCAAGUGUGUUUGGCAUGCCCAUGGCGUCUGGGAGUGGGAUGACAAGAAGAAAACUGCCCGUAUCCGCGAUGACGAUUACUUUGAGGUUGAUCAUCGGCCUGGUCGGGAGGGGAAGCCAAUUGAGUGGUACAAUGACUGCUAUGCACCUUUUCUCCAGAAGUUCUCGGAGCGCAUGUCGCGCAAGACGGCUCGGACCAUGAGCUUCAUUGAAGCCAUUCCUAAUGAGUUCCUACCACCCUGGCCCACGGAGGAUGUCGACAACAAGAAAUGGAGUCAACAAAAGUACGCCGAGAAGACAGUUAUCGUGUCACCGCGUCCUACUAACCUUGUGUACGCACCGCACUUUUACGAUCUCAACGUUCUCUUCAACAAGUGUCAUUCAUGGAUGAGCGUCAACGUGCAAGGACUUUCGCGAGGCAUGAUCCCUCUCAACGCGCUUUAUUUCGGCGCCAAGGGAUUGAAGAAGAAUUACACGAGGCAGCUUGGCGAAAUCGUCAAGUAUGGAAAGAAGUCACUAGGUGAAAUCCCCAUGGUUAUUGGCGAGAUUGGCAUCUCAUAUGAUAUCAACAAGGCGCAUGCUUAUCGUACGGGAUGCUACGAUAAACAACGGGAUCUAAUGAACGGUCUCAUCUCCGCCAUGGAAAACAACAAGCUAAACUACACCCUGUGGAACUACAACCCCGCCAACAGGGUUGAGUACGGCGAUGGAUGGAAUAAGGAGGAUUUCUCCGUCAUCAACGGCGACGACGUCGUCGAGAACGGUCCUAUCAAACCCGACUAUCGGAACUACAUGCAUGAGAAAGACGAGCUUUACAAGGGCGGUCGUAUUCUCGACGUCAUCAUCCGUCCGUACGCCGUCAAGACGGCCGGUAUCCCCCAAACAUCCAACUGGAACCACAAGACGCUGCGUUUCGAAUACACGUGGACCAGCGUCGCCACAAAGGAGUCCACAGACGAAAAGGCUCACCUCACGGAGAUUUUUAUCCCGUCGUACCACUACGACAACCACGAGGUACGCGUCCAGGGCACCAACGUGGAGUGGACAUAUGACAAGCCCCGUCAGACGCUGUACGUGCGUUGCCCCUCACAUGGCGAGCACAGCAUCACUGUUUCCAUUGAGAACGAGGCACAGCGUGCCCUUGACAGAGCUGUUAGGCGAAGACAGCUGUAUCCUCCCAGUUUCCCGCUGAACUUGGUCAGUGCUGCAACAGAGGAUGCUUUGGAUGAUAUUGAUUGGUCUGUCGCCAUGGCUUGUUGGCCAGGUGUUGCGGCUAUCUUGGUUGCUAUUAUUGCACGAUUUCUUUUCGUGCUGUUCAUGGGAUGA